GAUUAGCAAGGUAUUUGAAAGAAAUAGUUUAUUUCCUUGGGAGAAAAAAGAGGAAAAAGAUUGACAACAUCUCGAAAAACAAAGUUAUUACCAUGCUCUUCCACUGACAUUUCAAAAAGUAUUUUUUAAUUGUGUAUGAAUGAAAUUAUUUUAAUCGCACACAAAAACAGUUCUUGGUGAUAUACUUUCUGCGAUCGGUCGUGAAAAAACGAAAGACAGACAUAGAGAAAAAGUUAUUGACUCCGACCGUAAAAAUGAUGAAAGAGUCGGUGAAUCGAUAAAACAAAAAAUAAAUUCACUGUACAUUAGUUCAUUCGUGGGUACGCAAAACAAUAUUUGUUUUAUUUUGAACGUAGUUGCUUUUUUUGGUUCAGUUUGUUAAUAAUUGUGUAGUUCUCUUCUGAAAGUCGAUUCAAUGGCGGCGAUAAAAACAGCACAUUUGGGUAUCCUAAGAUGGCCACCUAAAACAUUUUCAGUUAUGUGGAUAUGACAGGCGACAUAUGUACAUGCAUUUCAUGAAAAUGAGCAUUUAUGUACCCGAGUUUAUUGAGGACAAAAGGGACCGAUAAUUAAAAUUCAUUUCGAUUUGAAGUGAUAUCGUUUAGUGCAACUAAGAUACAUUGGAAACAUACAAUAAAAUCAGAAAGAUGGACUAAAUCGAAGUUUGUAAUGAAGUUAAACCAAUUAUUGAUUUAAAAAAUUAAAUCAAUCGAAACAAGCAUUUGGAUGUAUUAGUGUAUUAUUCGCUUUGGGUAAUAUUUUCGAGUUGAUAAAACCCCUAUAAAAUCAAAAAAUAUUGUAAAUAAAAAAGCACCCAAAAUGAAAAAUAAAAUCUCCCUACAAGUGACAGAUGGUCUUACAGAGACUUGAAUUUGAAGAAAUUGCUUUGGUUAAAUUCAGUUGUUAUAAUUUUGUAGCUAGUGUUACAAGGAAUAGUUUAAGUGAUUUUCGGUUGAAAUUUGUUUGUAAUUGUGUUUUCAUUUCGUCAAAUGGAUAAGCUGUUUAAUAUGAGUUGUAUGCAUUUGAUACGUUCAGUGAAUAUAUUUCACCUGCAAUAUUUGUGUUAACAAGCAGAAAUAUUCAGAAAUUAAAAUUCUAUCAUUAUAUUUCAACAUCAUACUGAGAAAAGAUUUUGUCAAAAAAAUCCAAAACAAAUCACAGCAGACAUAUUUAGUGCUAAAAAAUGGAAAUAUGUGCAUUGUGUGCGUUCGGGAAAUGGAGGUUUUUCAAUUGGGAUAAUUUGGAAUUGAAUGUAUGGACACGGAUUUUAAUAAAUAUAAUGCUCUCCUAUUUUGACCUGGCCGUUACAAUUAAAACACAUAUAUUCUUUGUGGCUUGCAUGCUUUUAUUGUGAAAUGGUCACAAUACAAAUAUAAAAAUGAAUCCAUUGCAUAAAAAAUUAAUGAUAAAUUAGUUCAAAAGAAUUCACAAAUUUUUCACACAAUAAAAAUAAUAAAAUGAUUUUCGAUGCACAAGUGCUCCAGUUCUCAAACGAAUUGAAUCUGGUAGAUGAAUGGAACAAACAUACUACAUAAAAACUUGUCAAAGAGUGUCGAACACCUGCAACCUGUCGAUCAUACCCAAAAUAAUUGAUUUGUGAACUUGUUUUUGUGCAAACUACGGGAAUUACUUGAAAUUAAACUAAAAGUCAUUAGAAACUUAUAUGCUCAAAUAGCUUUUUCGUUGCAAAUUUUUGUAACCAAAAAGAAGUUUGUUCGCUUGGUUGAAAGAAAUGCGGAAAAAGCAUCGAUAGGUUCCUUUCGCGGCAGUAAUUAUUUCAGAGGCAAACAACACAAACAAAUAAUACCGUAGAGACAUCGUGAGCGUGAAAGGAUAUAAACAUCGCAACGUGAACAAUUGUUACAUUAACAAUUGUUAGUUGCUUGUUAUGUCAUCGUCUAAUCGUAGACGAGUUGCAAGUCCUCCACGAGGUGGUGUAGGUAAGCUGCGCAUGGAUCGUCAAAGGAUUCCUGAAAGGAUUUCAGAUCCAAGCUUGCCAAUGGGUCGUCGUAAGGAAAUAGACAACGUGAUGAAAAAGGCACGUGCAAACACAAAUGACUACUGGGACAAAAAGCUGCUCGAGGUCGAGGAAAAAGAUCCUAAUCGGUGGCGUCACACUGGCUAUAAAAAAAUGUAUAUUGAGGGAGAAAGCAGUUCGGAAAGUGAUCGCGAGUCCUUUCGCUACAGCAGAGGAUCAUUGAAUCGUAACCGAUGCAGCCGAAGUAGGUCACGUACCAGGAAAUCACCUCCGAUGUCACCCCUGUCUAAACGUACACAAAGUGAUUUAAGAAGACGAUCACCACAAUCACCCAAUCAGAGGAAUAUCAGGAGAACUCCGGAAAGUAAACGUGCAUCAAAUGAAAUUCGCCGUAGAUCUCCAGUUGCAGUUUCAAGAUCGCCAUCAAAUAGCUCAGUCAGUUGUACGGAUGAUUCGUGUUCUGUGUGCUCGCCCAAAUCAAAACGUUUACGUUCAAGGUCAGCAUCGCGUACAAGACAUGUACCGGGUCGAUCAACCUCAAACUCUCACUUACGACAUAUGCCAUUAUCACCAUCCCAAAAUAGCGGUAAAAUUAAUGGUCGAAAUGGUCCCAGUUUUUCAUCGUCUUCAUCAUCGAUGAUUCUAGCUUCUGGUCAUCACAGCAAACAACGGCCGCCUAGUCCAAUGACACGUGAUGAACGACGUACGCACGAUGAUAAAUGGAAGAUCGCUAAUUCUGAUAAAUUGUUACGUGAUCGUGUUGCUACCUCGCGUGGCCAAGCAUUAGAUGAAUCGACACAUGACCCUUCGCUUAGCAAACAUUCUUUGUCUUCGCGUUUAUCAAAAAACCAUCGGACCACCUCUUUGGAUUACGUACGAUUGAAAAAUCCUACAGAACUAUCACUCUCGAAAAAGAAGUCUAAGGACAGUACGCUUCGAGCAAAAGUGAAAAUUGAGGGUGAAAAACACAAACACAACAAAGAGACCGAAAGGGAGAAAGAAUCGUCUGAUUCCGAUGAAUCCAGUAGCAGUGAAAGCAGUUUUCCAAAGUUUGCAGCCACCACUCGUUUGACGUUGUCGGAACGAUUUGGUAAAAUGGCACAAUGGAGUGUAGAUCGGAGCAAUAUGGAGAACAUGCGUAUCACAAAGUCGUCAGGGGGUGCACUGAAAGUAAUGAUAGAAGAAGGAAUUGAAUCACCCCAAGCGGGUCAACGGCGUUACAGCUAUUCUCCAGCACCUCAGGGUCAUUUUCCUGAGGAACUAGCAACGACUGCACCAACUGGUUUAAUGUCUUGGGAUGAUGUACGCGUUCGAUACGAAUACUAUAAAAGCCGUGGCUACUUACGUGACUUAGAUCUAAAGGAUUACGUUAAAUGGGAGGAUUGGUGGUACAAGUACCAGUCGUGGUUGAAGCAAGAGCGGUAUUACGAAUUCUAUGAAAGGCAGCAGAUGAGUCGGAGGCGUCGGAAAAAGAUACCCAUAACACAAAGACUGAAUUAAAACGCCAAACUCAAAUUUGAACCUAAUGUUAAUUGGCGAACGAGUACUGAUACUUUAUGUGCUUUACGGAAGCAAAAUGUAGCAAACUACAACUUUUAAAACUGGAAAUGCUAAAAUAUUAUGUGAAUAGUUUUUAAAUUGUGGUUGUGACAGACACAAAAUUAUCUCCUUUUUCCGACAUUUCUUUAAUUGACUAUGAUUUGGUUUGAUUCAAAUGAUUAGAACAGGACUCGAGAAGAUCUAAUUUUUGUAUAUAAACGUAUGAAUGUUUUUUUAAACUCACACACAAUACUUAUGUCUCAAGACGAAAUUAUUUUCAUUGUGGCGGUGCGCAAUUAAAAUGAUCCAAUUUCCAAUAAUUCAAAAAAUUUAUGAAUAAAAAAAAAUUAACAACCGAGCAAAACCAUAAAAUAUUGAAAUAAAAUUGUGGCUCAUGAAAAGAAUGCGUAAAUUUUUUGGGUUGCAGUAAUUUCAUGUUAAAAGUUCAAAUAAAAUGGUCUUUAAUUUGCAAA
This is a messenger RNA of Sitodiplosis mosellana (orange wheat blossom midge), 3990 nucleotides long. Its product is annotated as serine/arginine repetitive matrix protein 1. The record is from RefSeq and is a predicted model, not a curated record. The transcript has 8 exons. Bases 1889 to 3478 code for a protein of 529 amino acids. Lineage: Eukaryota; Metazoa; Arthropoda; Insecta; Diptera; Cecidomyiidae.